UUAAUAGUAAAAAUCGGACCGAAUGUCGGAGUAUGAUCCGAUGUUCCUCGCUGUGUUUUUUUGCGGAUCGUGCAUUUCUUUUGCUGCGUGACUGUCGUGACUGUCCAUUUCAUUGAAUUGUCUCUUUGGUACUUACUACAACCUCAUUCUGUUCAUGUGACUGUAACGCACGAUGCUGUUCAAGCGGAAGUGCUCAUUCAAAGCGCCACUCAUAUAUUCAAGUGACCUUUAUUAAUGCCGUAUUCUUUCAGAGCAGCUAGUGCUGUUUUCUUAGUAGUUCAUUCUGCGAUCAUGAUAUGAGACGGACUUACGUAGAGGUCUUUAUAUGGAUUACCUCAGUUCUUUGGCAAGGAAUUCACGUGCAACGCGCUGAUGACGAUGUUUCCGGUGUCCGCACCAUAGAGAUCGUCACACUGGGAUAUCGCGAGCCGAUCGGCUAUCCUUCGCUGGCAUUUUCGGCUCCUGCCAUUGACUCUGCCAUGGUCGAGAUACGAGCUAAAUACAAGGAACGCUUUGAAUUUUUGCAUACGUUCUUGUUUUUACCAAAUGGAACAAUGGAUUGUUACGAGAUUGAAGCCCAAGCUGCUUAUGCAUUGUCCGAGUGGUACUACAAUUCAAAAGAACGAUGGGAUGCGGCAGCGUACAUCGCCCCAACAUGUUCGGAUAUGUAUCAAAUAAACCAACUGGUUGCCGCAUGGAAUCUUCUAAUGAUUACGAGUUCUGCAAGUGGAAUUGAUCAACGCAACAAAACUCUUGCUCCAACCUGGAUAGCCGCUGUUUCGGCAUCGGCAACAAAUUACAUUCUCCUUCCGGUUAAUUUAUUUAAAUACUUCAAUUGGACAAACAUUUUUAUGGUCCUAGAUUUGGAUUCUAGUCGAUCAUACCAUGCUGGUGUGGAUGGAAUUUUGAAGUAUUUGCCUAGCCAGAUUCCCGGUUUUCAGUCAACGGUAAUCUCGGUCAGGUCAAGCGCCGGCAUCGAUAACCGCGCCAUACUGCUGGAAUUCAAUGUCACCAGCAGAGUGUUGCUGUUUUUUUCUCAUUCGGAUAAUCUACGAAAAUUUAUGCUGCAAGCUCACGCGAUGAACAUGACGAAUGGAGAAUACGUUUAUGUCGCUCAGCAAAUAUUCCACGACAUUAUCGAGUUCGGAAAUUUUAGCUGGCAUUAUGGUGACCAGUUUGAUGAAACUGCCAGGGAAGCCUAUCGAUCACUACUGUUUAUCGAAGGUGAUCCAGUCAUCUACAGUACACCAUCCUCAAAACUGGUCAACGAAUGGAAACGGCAAUCAUUCGCAAAUUUUCACUUUAAAUACGAAAACAAUGAAGAGGUGAAUCCAGUAGUCACCGCCACUUACUUAUCCAUCCUCAUAUUCGCACAGGUCAUAAGCGAUACACUAGAAGCUGAGCCGGACUUCAAUAUAUCCGAUGGAGCAUUAUUAGCAUCACAGUUUUACGACAGCAGUUUUCAUUUUAAUUUUACUGACGUGUACUUUGAUCUGGCCGGAGAGCGCAGCACAAAAAUAAUGAUUAAUGACCUUAAUUAUACAACUGGAAAAUACCAGGUCGCCAUGUUUCAAGAUGAAAAAUUUCGCCGCUUGCAUGCCGUAUUGCCGAUUGACUGGGGAGGAAAAAGCAACAGCAGUCCCUUGAAUCAACCAAUCUGCGGUUACAGAGGCAAUCGAGGUCCCUGUGCACUGAUAUCUACGGACGAAAAAAGAACUUACGCAACCAUUUUCGGCGCGCUUUUGGGCGUUCUCUUGGUGAUUUUCUUGUGCUCCAUAUUUGCCAUCAGGCGCUACCGGUAUAUCCAACAGUUCCGGGAUGCGUGGUGGCUGAUUGACCGCACGUACCUGCAGUUUCACACUGCUGGGAGUCGUAUUUCGGCAGCGGAAAACACGAAUCUCCAAUACUUAGGACAAAAUAUGAAGCCAACAAAAGGUAUGGCGCGAUACAGGGACAUGGAAGUAUGGGCCGACGAAAUACCUUUGCCGGAUGAUGCCGACAAGAUGUUCAGCGACGGGGAGAAAAUACGGAGAGGUUUUGGCCGUAUAAAUUUUUCUGCAUCCGUCUUGGAUAUUUUGCGAACGCUGCGCGACGCUCCUUCCGACAACAUUAACAAGUUUCUUGGGAUGUGUGGAUAUCCAGACCAUCGAAUGCUAUUUUUCAUUAGUAAUUAUUGUCAUAAGGGAUCCCUGCAUGAUUUAUUUCAUCAACCGUAUUUUGAAGAUCAAUUUCGAGUGUCCCUUAUUCUCGAUUUGCUAGAGGGUCUAGUUUGGAUACACUCAUCGUUUGUGCGCUUUCACGGUUUUCUCACGGGAUGGGUGUGUCUUAUUGAUCGACAUUUUGCGCUGAAAAUUGGGCGAUUUGGUUAUUAUCACUUGCUCGACCAGCCGUAUUAUAAAACAAUGCCGUACUCCAUUGAGAAAUUACCAACCGAUAAGCUCUUUUGGACGGCACCGGAACUCCUUAAAAUGGCCAUAACGGCUCCCAACAGUGCUACAGACAUUUUCGCUACGGGAGUCAUCCUUAACCAGAUAAUCUGCAGCAGUCUGCCAUACAACGACCUGAAAGAAUACUUGGCAGCAAUUGAUUUGUUGGAGCAAAUACGAAAAGGCCAGAACCUUCAAACGACGCCAAGGCCAAGUCUUUCCGAGAGCAGCUACUUAGGAAAACGGUUGAAUUUUGUGAUAAAAAACUGCUGGGACGAAAUACCACAAAGACGAAAAACUAUCCAAGCCGUCCGCAACGAAGUUUAUUUUGCUUUGAAUAUCAAAGAUCGACGGCGCGGGCAUCUCAUGGAGGAAAUUCUGAAGCGACUGGAAAUGUACGCUCAGACUCUGGAACGGGAUGUGACAAGUCGCACCCAUGCGCUGAUGUCCGAACGGAAAAAAUGUGAUGACCUUUUGCGGGAAAUGCUGCCGUCGUCUGUUGUGGAGCAACUUCGAGCCGGACAUACCGUUAACUCGGAAAACUUUGAUUCGGUGACCAUAAUGUUUAGCGAUAUGUUCGGCUUCAGCCAGUACGCGGCAGGGUCUUCACCAACGGAUGUGACGGAAUUGCUCAAUGCGGUUUAUUCGGUAUUCGACAAAGUCCUUGUUGUAUUUGACGUGUACAAAGUGGAGACGAUUGGGGAAGUGUAUAUGGUAGCUAGUGGUGUGCCUGUACGUAACGGUAUUGCCCACGCAAAAGAAAUCUGCUCUUUAGCCCUUGCACUGCAGCAGCAUUUUGCCGCUAGUGAUUUCGCCCAUUUUCUUUCUUUACGGAGUGGAAUUAACUCCGGAUCUUGUGUUGGAGGCGUCGUUGGUCUUCAAAAACCGCGGUAUUGUUUAUUUGGAGAUACUGUCAAUUUCGCCUCAAGAAUGGAAAGUACAGGAUUACCCAAUCGAGUGCAGAUAACCGAAACAACCCGGAAGAUUUUACUGGAUUACCAUCCAUAUUUUGACAUUGUACUACGCGGUACCGUUUUUGUUAAAGGCAAAGGCGACGUCAAUACAUAUUGGCUAAAUAACUGAUACGCAUGCAUGCAGCAAGAAUAUUGUUGCGGCUGUAUCUGUCUGCCGGUUAAUAUUGCCGCGUCGCAAAGAAGCGAGACAUUAUGCCGUGUCUUCAAUAACUUCUCCAAUAACUUGCGUAG
Paramacrobiotus metropolitanus is the source of this 3631-nucleotide messenger RNA. Its product is annotated as atrial natriuretic peptide receptor 1-like. The record is from RefSeq and is a predicted model, not a curated record. Gene Ontology annotation, biological process: protein phosphorylation; receptor guanylyl cyclase signaling pathway; cGMP biosynthetic process. The transcript is spliced from 21 exons. The coding region runs from base 297 to 3509 and encodes 1070 amino acids. Lineage: Eukaryota; Metazoa; Tardigrada; Eutardigrada; Parachela; Macrobiotidae. Gene Ontology annotation, molecular function: ATP binding; peptide receptor activity; guanylate cyclase activity.